This is a messenger RNA of Calypte anna (Anna's hummingbird), 1082 nucleotides long. RefSeq names its product sulfatase modifying factor 2 (gene SUMF2). Gene Ontology annotation, cellular component: endoplasmic reticulum. The coding region runs from base 36 to 959 and encodes 307 amino acids. The transcript has 9 exons. Lineage: Eukaryota; Metazoa; Chordata; Aves; Apodiformes; Trochilidae. The record is from RefSeq and is a predicted model, not a curated record.
CGGAUCAAUCCCCGGUGUGACCCCGGUUCCCCCCUAUGGCCCCCCUGGUGCUGGCGCUGCUGGCGCUGCUGGCGCUGGGAUCUGGGCAGGAUGGAGGCAUGGUGUGGCUGCCUGGGGGCACGUUUCAGAUGGGAUCCAGCUCCCUGGAGAAGAGGAACGAAGAGAUGCCUGUCCGGGAGGUGACAGUGAAUCCAUUCUCUGUUGACAAAUAUCCUGUCACAAACAGGGAUUUCAGGGAGUUUGUGAGAGACAAGAAAUACAAAACAGAAGCGGAAGUGUUUGGCUGGAGCUUUGUCUUUGAGGAUUUUGUAUCUGAAGAGCUGAAAAAAAGAGUCACCCAAAAACUGGAGUCUGCCCCGUGGUGGUUGCCCAUCGAGAAGGCUUUUUGGAGGCAGCCCUCAGGUCCUGGCUCCAGCAUUAAGGACAGGCUGGAUUACCCAGUGCUGCACGUGAGCUGGAACGAUGCUCAGGCGUUCUGCAAGUGGAAAGGGAAGAGGCUCCUGACAGAAGAGGAGUGGGAAUUUGCUGCCAGGGGAGGACUGGAACAAAGGGUGUAUCCCUGGGGAAACAAGUUUCAGCUGAACCGUACAAACCUGUGGCAGGGUGAUUUCCCAAGGGAGGACACAGCUGAGGACGGUUAUCACGGCGUCUCACCCGUGGCAGCAUUCCCACCUCAGAACAACUAUGGGAUCUAUGACCUGCUGGGAAACACCUGGGAAUGGACUGCAUCAGAGUACCUGGCCCCAGGGCUCUCAUCAAGGCAGCGUGCCCAGAAAAUUCAUGUCCUGAGAGGUGCCUCCUGGAUUGACACUGCAGAUGGAGCUGCAAAUCACAAAGCUCGUGUGACUACCAGAAUGGGGAACACACCAGACUCAGCCUCUGACAACCUCAGCUUCCGCUGUGCUGCCGACACCCUGCCCGUCGGGGCUGAGAAAAGCUGGAUCAAACCUGACCUCUGAAGGUCACUUGAGAAGACCUGAAGGCAUUUUCUCCUGUGGAGAUGAACAGUAACCCCCAGCAGCCACUUUUGUUAAACCUAGGCAGUUUUUAAAAUUUAUAAAAAUAAAUACUUUCAGCUAAAA